Messenger RNA from Plodia interpunctella (Indianmeal moth), 2565 nucleotides. It is a transcript of the gene NUCB1, whose product is annotated as Nucleobindin 1. Gene Ontology annotation, cellular component: endoplasmic reticulum-Golgi intermediate compartment; extracellular exosome. The record is from RefSeq and is a predicted model, not a curated record. Bases 203 to 2080 code for a protein of 625 amino acids. The transcript is spliced from 11 exons. Gene Ontology annotation, molecular function: calcium ion binding. NCBI's taxonomy places the organism in Eukaryota, Metazoa, Arthropoda, Insecta, Lepidoptera, Pyralidae.
GGACACGUCAAAACGUCAAACUGAAAUCAAAAAAGGUAUCACAGACCUACUGCCUAGGUACCUACAAAAAAAGUCUAGUCGUGUGAAGUAAAAUAAUGAGCACCACUGUGUAAAAAUUACAUUACAAGAAUAAAAUCCGGGUAGGUACGUACCUAUCCGAAUCAAGAAUUUACUUAGGAUAUAAUUAAUUGUAUAGAUCACAAUGAGAUUAUUUUCAAGUAUAAUAUGUUUGACGGUGGUUAUGCAUUGUUCAUAUGCCCCUCCAGUGAACCCCGACAAAUCUAAUGAAGAAGAAAGUGAUGUGAAAGACAAUUUGGAUGAGUACAUGGAAUAUUCCAGGUACUUGAAAGAGGUUGUGCAGGCUUUGGAGAGUGACCCUGACUUCAGGGAGAGGCUGGAAAAAGCGGAUGUUGAUGAUGUCAGGUCUGGUAAAAUAGCUGACCAGUUGGACUUUGUAAAUCACAAUGUGCGGACUAAAUUAGACGAGAUCAAACGACGGGAGCUGGAGAGACUACGCCAUUUAGCGACGAAGCAAUAUGAGCUGACAAACAACCUGGACGCACAUAUGGGGAAGGUGCCGACCAACGAGCACCUGGACCACGCUAAUCCUCACACCUUCGAGGUUGAAGAUCUCAAAAAACUUAUCAAAAAAACGACAGAAGACUUGGAGACAGCUGAUAAGCAAAGAAAGGAAGAAUUCAAGGAAUACGAAAUGCAGAAGGAGUUUGAAAAACACCAAGUGAUGGAAAACAUGGAUGAGAAGCAAAAACAGGAGUACGAAGACAAAAUGAAAAAAGAAGAAGAUGCUAAGAAACACCACGCUCCGCUUCACCACCCUGGCUCUAAGCAACAACUUGAGGAGGUCUGGGAGAAACAAGACCAUAUGGAUCAACAGUUUGACCCUAAAGUAUUCUUCAUGAUGCAUGACGUGGAUGGCAAUGGCGUGUGGGACGCUGACGAAGUGAAGGCGUUGUUCAUCAAGGAGUUGGACAAGUUGUAUGGUCCAGGAGGCCCUAACAAGGAUCUACACGAACGGGCCGAGGAGAUGGAGCGCAUGCGCGAACACGUGUUCAAAGAGAAUGACAAGAAUCGCGACGGUCUAAUUGAUUUUCAGGAGUUCAUGAUGGAGACGCAGAAAUCCGAAUUCAACCAAGAUGAAGGUUGGAAACCAAUAGACGAGAAUCAGAUAUACACACAAGCCGAGUACCAGGAGUAUGAGAGGCGCAGACUCGAGGAGUUGAGAUACCUGCAACAGCGAGGCUUGGUUGACGCGCACGGGCGCCCGUUACCAGGAGCUCAGCACCAGAUCCACCAGGCCCAGCAGGCGUUCCACCAGGCUUAUCAGCAACAAUACCACCAACAGGGCUAUCAGCCCCACCACCCAGGUCAACAGUACUACCCUCAAGGUCAACCACCUCAAGGUUAUCAACAGGUACCUGGACAAGUGCCUCCACAAGGCUUCCAGCAACCUGGGCAACCUCAAUACCAACAAUACCAACCUCCGCAAGGUCAACAACAAUACCAGCCACCUCAAGGUCAACAGCAAUACCAACCACCUCAGGGCCAACAACAUUAUCAGCAGGCGCAGGGCCAACAAUAUCAGCCUCAAGGUCAAUACCAGCCUCAAGGUCAACAACAGAAUCAGCCUCAAGGUCAACAACAGAAUCAGCCUCAAAGUCAACAACAGAAUCAGCCUCAAGGUCAACAAUUCCAGCCUCAAGGUCAACAGAAACAGCCUCAAGGUCAACAAUUCCAGCCCCAAGGUCAACAAAACCAGCCUCAAGGCCAACAAUUCCAGCCUCAAGGUCAACAGAACCAGCCUCAAGGCCAACAGUUCCAGCCUCAAGUUCAACAGAACCAGCCUCAGGGUCAGCCACAACAACAGGCCCAGUCGGCUCAAAACUCUAAUCAACAAAACUUAAACCAACCGCCUUCAGUUCAACAGCAAGGCCAACCCGCGCCGGUACAAUACCAACCUGCCCAGGGUCAAAAUAAAAUACAGGCUCAAUCUCAGGGCCAAUCCCCACCUCUUCAAUCACAGGGACAACAAGGGCAACCAUCCCAAUCAAACACAGUCUAAAGUAUAACCAGCCUCUCAAUCAGGCUCGUUUGCAUGUUUAUGAGAGAAACUAGGGAUACAAGUAAUCAUAGAUCAUCAACGUAAAACAUUGAAUUUUAUUUACGUUACCAUUUCUUUCCAUAUCUUUCGUAAUUACCUACAUAUCUUGCUGUAAAAAAAUUGGGAACUUCCUAAAGUCAAUCUAAAAGUCAUCAAUCAGUAAAGUCAUUUUAAAAGUCAUCAAUCUGUUAAUCAGUCAUCAGUCAAGUGAAAAGUCAAAUUUUAUUCAACAGUAGCGACGCCCUUAACGGUCAAAUUAAUUUAUUCCUGUAACCCGAUCAGACAUGCAAGAGGGCCAUCUAUAUUAAAUAAUUAAUUACGCUUUUUUGACUUUGUGAUCCAUAUUUCACAAAUGGUGCCAAAUUACCACUCAAUGUUAACGUAAAUUAUUGUAUUUAACUUGUUCAUUGAAUUUACAGACGUAAAUAAAUUAAUGAAUCUACGUA